Molecule: messenger RNA, 1102 nt
Organism: Carya illinoinensis
Lineage: Eukaryota; Viridiplantae; Streptophyta; Magnoliopsida; Fagales; Juglandaceae
Product: receptor-like protein 34
Exons: 1
Coding region: 260-886 (208 amino acids)
Molecular function (GO): protein binding
Source: RefSeq, a predicted model, not a curated record
UUCUCUUCAGAAUUCAUCUCCUUUUAUAGGAGACCCAUGGGGGACAAGAAGCAUGCAACUUCAAGUCUUCUUUCGGUGCAGAUGAACUUUUGUCAAUAUUUGCUGCAGAAUACGGUGGAUGGGUAGAUGGUUGGUAGCUGCAGUUGGUGCCUAAUACAACCAAGAAAGAAAACGGUGCAUGUGCAGCCCUUCAUACUUGGGUUGAUUCAACAUAAAGAAUUUAUAUUACCUGAGCAGCUCAGUCUACUUUUCAAUUACAAUGGUGAUCAAAGGUGUGGAGUUGGAAUAUAAGAAGAUCCAAGAUGGCCUCACAGUCAUAGAUUUCUCAUGCAAUAGAUUUGAAGGAGAUAUUCCAGAAAACCUGGGGAAUCUAAAAGGACUUCAUGUGCUGAACCUCUCAAAUAAUGCUUUCACUGGUCAUAUCCCAUCAUCCUUUGGGAAUUUGACACAGCUAGAAUCAUUAGACCUUUCUCAAAACAAGUUGUCUGGAGAGAUACCUCCUGAAUUAACCCAGCUCAAUUUCCUUUCAAAAUUUGAUGUGUCGCAUAAUGGCCUCACUGGACUUAUACCACACGGGCAACAGUUUGGAACAUUUGAAAAUACUUCAUUCGAAUAUAAUAGAGGACUAUGUGGAAGGCCAUUGUCCAAAAUCUGUGGAGAUUCUGACAUUUCAACACCUCCACCUUCAACCAGCUUUGAAGAGAAUCAGGGUCCAAAAUUUUUCUUUGAAUUUGGUUGGAAAGUAGUUGUGAUGGGAUAUGGAUGUGGAUUCGUAUUUGGAGUUGUUAUUGGGCACAUUGUGACAACUAGAAAGCCAAAUUUGGUUAUCAAGAUUUUUGGCAAGAAGCAACGCCAAACUCAAAUAAAGGUGAAUCGUAGGAAGUAGUAAAUGAAUCUUAGUUAAGUAAUGUGGUAUCUUUUUUUUUUUUUUUUUGAAGUGUCAUAUGUACUUCUAGUAUUAUUGUAUCUUAAUGGAUGGAAUUGGAAGUCGAUCUACACAAAGGUCAACUACUGGAUGAGAAAUUGCUUGAUAGAUGUGGAUUGUACACGCCUAUAAAAUGUGUGAAUGUAGUUAGCAACAUUCAGUUAUUCUUCGGUGUAA